UCCCAUUCAGUCCCUUAAAAGGAAGUGACUGGACCAGAAUGGCAAAUUUUAAGGGCCAUGCUCUUCCAGGGAGUUUCUUCAUAUUGUAUGGCCUCUGGUGGUCAGUGAAAUGCCCACUAAACUAUAUCAGCAGGACAGUGAACAAAAACACACAGUGGAAACUCAAACAUCUGGAGAUCAUUGAAGGGGCAGCCAAAGCUGGCUUUUCACUAGUAGGGAUUCUUGCUGAGCAGUUUGUCCCCAGUGGACCCCACUUGAAACUCUACCAUGGACAGCCACCAAGUUGGGUGAAGUUGAUGAACUGGCAACAUUCCACGAUGUAUUUAUUCUUCUGCAUCUCUGGAGUAGUGGAUAUAGUCACCCAUUCCUUGACCAAAAUGCCUAUUGGACUGGACCGCUUCAUGCUCUCUAUUUCAUUCUUUGUGGAAGGCUUCCUCUUCUACUUCCAUGUCAGCCACCGGCCAAUGCUUGAUCAACACAUCCAUUCCAUGCUCCUGACGGCCAUCUUUGCUUCAGCUGCUACCAGCCUGAUACAAGCCUUCAUGCGUGACAAUAUGAUUUUGGACUUAUUUGCUUCCACCCUUGCUGUCUUGCAAGGAACCUGGUUUUGGCAGAUAGGUUUUGUGUUGUAUCCACCGUGGGGAGAACCAAAGUGGGAUGAGAACAACCAUGAGAACAUAAUGUUCAUCACCAUGUGCUUUUGCUGGCAUUAUGCCAUUGCAAUCCUCAUUAUUGCAGCGAACUAUUCUCUGGUCUAUUGCUGCAUCCAGAUCAAUAGAAGGAGCAACAGACAAAUCAGCAUUGGGCUUGGCAUAAGGAAGCAAAACAAUUCUCAUGUUCCCCUCUUAAAAGGAUCGGAUGAAGAAUAAGCCAGGCAGGAUGGAAAGAUAAUUCAUUUGUUUUUAUUCAUGUCCAGAAACUUGGAAAUAAAAUCAACAUUCCAAAAAUUAA
Candoia aspera is the source of this 951-nucleotide messenger RNA. Its product is annotated as transmembrane protein 45B-like. The transcript is spliced from 6 exons. Lineage: Eukaryota; Metazoa; Chordata; Lepidosauria; Squamata; Candoiidae. The coding region runs from base 39 to 869 and encodes 276 amino acids. The record is from RefSeq and is a predicted model, not a curated record.